Messenger RNA from Tribolium castaneum (red flour beetle), 4220 nucleotides. It is a transcript of the gene smash, whose product is annotated as smallish. Gene Ontology annotation, molecular function: myosin II head/neck binding. The record is from RefSeq and is a predicted model, not a curated record. The transcript is spliced from 10 exons. NCBI's taxonomy places the organism in Eukaryota, Metazoa, Arthropoda, Insecta, Coleoptera, Tenebrionidae. The coding region runs from base 190 to 3735 and encodes 1181 amino acids. Gene Ontology annotation, cellular component: stress fiber. Gene Ontology annotation, biological process: positive regulation of stress fiber assembly; regulation of focal adhesion assembly.
UAUUUAUUUGUUUGAGCCGUAUUAUCGUUGAAAGGUGAUUUGUUAUCGCGUGGAGGUGUUUGGCUUGUUAGCAAAUAAAUAGUCAAAAUUAGUGUGUGAAAGUGCUACCAAAAAGGAUUUGUUGGAGAUUUUACCUGGAAUGCAAAUCGUAAUAUUAAAAAAAGCAUGAAAACGUAAUUGUUGCAAAAAAUGGAAAACAACAACGAGUGCGAAAACCCCGAACGACUGAAUUCCAACACAGAGUAUUUACCAACGAAAUGUCGAAUAACGAAACCUCCUCCUCCAAAACCAGCGACAAACCCUUUACAAUUUGUCAAAGUGGCACCGUGUCCACUUUUUCAAAAAGCUCACGAACAAAUUAAAAAAGUCGAAGAAAUUAAAAAGGAGCGAAAAGAAGUCAGAGAGGAGGCCGAAGAUUGGCAACAAAAUCUUGAUAACUGGAAAAGUUGUCGAAGAAAACGCCAAGAACAUAUCAUCGAACGCGUUGUCGAAGUGAAAAAAAUGGAACAAGAAGAACAAGAAAGAAAUAGAAAGAAGAGUAAAACCUUCAGUGAGAUGAUGGAAGACAGGAGUAAAGGCCGACACAAGUUCAACAUCCCUAUUUACGACGACGACUCCAAUGACUUAAGCGAUUAUGGCAUUGGAAGUAGUAGCUCGAAAACUAACAGCAUCAAAGAUGUUGACACUGAUGAUAGUUGCAGUAUUUUAGACGAGAAAGAAAAUCGGUCUUUCGAAUCACCAUGUAACAAAGACAAUUCAAGUGCUUCAAACCAAAGUCAAAGUGAAGAUGAAACUAACAGUACUAAAAAAGACCACGCCCGAUUGAGUUCAAAUAAUGUGAUCAAACAAACGUCUUUAUACACAUCAACCAAAACAAACGACAACAAAACAGAAACUACAGAACAAUACACCUACGAAGGCGCUAUCCAAGAUUACAGAACAAGAAUUCGUUCCCGAAUCUUCGUCGACGAAUCAAUUUUCACUAAAACCCAAGAUUAUUCAAAAAGUAAAGAAUUUUCCGAAGCUCAAACCGCGUUACCGAAAGGUGAAAUAUUUAAAAGAAAGGAAAUAUUCGAAAUGGAAAAACCGCUAGAAAUCAAUAAUUACGAAUCGCCAACAGCUCGCCGAUUAUCCGAAGAUUUCGUGAACACUCAAAGUAUCAAACAGCGGUUAAAAAGCCUCGAAAAGUGCACAGAACAAUCGUUAACGAACGACUCAGUCAAACAAAGAUUGCACAACGAUGACACAAAAAACAACAAUAAAGCAAGACCGGCAAAAAUAAGCAAUUACCUAAUCGACAAAUCGAGCCUAGAAACAAAAAAUAACAUAAACGCCGAGUGGAAGAAAAAGGAAACCGAGCGAUGUUCUAGUCCCGAAACCGAGCUCUACAUGGACAACUUGAAGACUUUCAGCCGCGAUCUGGACACUCUAAUGUAUGGCAAAUCGGGCAACAACAUCGACGAUUAUUGCGUGAACCCCAACUACCCGCCGUCGACCUCCUCGACCGAAUUGAUGGGAAUUUCGUCGGAUCGCGAAGACAGCGGCAUUCACACCGCCGAUGUGUCGUGCUCCGUGAGCCAAGCCGACGAACCAGUCGAAGAUAACGAAUUAGCCGCGACGACGAUUCCGAGUUGUAUUGAAAAGUUGACAAUAGAUAAACGCAACGAAUUUGACGAGAUUCCCGCAAGCCAAAACGAACUCAAUUACGUGACCACAACUCAACUUGAAAUCGGAAAUAAACCCGAAACGAACAAAACUGACAUGAAACAAGUCGUCGAAUCGACUCUCACUCUACUCGAGUCGCUACAAAGAGACUCGUCCGAAAACCAAUCCGCUGAAAAAAGCGUACCGUGCAAACCACAACAAAAUGUCACUCCGGUUGAGUUUAUAGACGAGAUUGUCAUCGACGGGGCGUUUCCGCUGGCGCCGCCCAAAAUGAUCGAGCCCCCGAAAGUCAAACCGCCGCCGCCGCCACCCGUUGACGAAGACCCGGUCGAGAUGAAACGGCUCAAUUCGACGAAACGUAUCAAGCGAGAAAUGCAUAUCAAACGGUCCAGUUUUCUGGGCCUUGACGAACCAACCGACGACCAAAUCUAUCCAGAAGUUACGGUGGACAAACCCCCUGAUAUCAGUUCGUUCCUACAGAAGGAAUCCAAGUUGGAGAAACAGUUGUACAAGAAGACCCAAGAGGAAAAUCGGAUGGGGAUUUUGAGCAAAGUUGAGAGUCACGACUCGGGGUUGGAUAUCGACAGGGGGCGCUUAUCUAGUGAUACUUGGUGUAGUAGUAUUGGGGAUUCGACUACCCCAAGCCCGGAAAGACACGACAGUGAGCAAACGAACAGUAUUACAUCCGAAGAAGACGAAAUAACGAAAAAAGAACGCGAAAUAAUCGAAAUGGUAGAGAAGGAAGAAAAGUCACGUGACGGUGUUGAAUACUUAAGCCCGAGUGAGAAGCAGAAUCAAGUCAUUUUGCGAAAUAAUCAACUCAACGAGCCUUACCUAGGAAGUGAAAGUUUCAACAAUCCGUAUUUCCCUAAAGAACCCUCGAACUACCUCGACGAUCAAGACUCCGAAGUUUUGAAAGUCGAGCACGAACUGCGCCAGUUGGAACGCGAAGAACUCAAAAGACAACAUGAGAAUAUGUUGUUUCAGGAAAGUCGGGCCAAGGCUCGAUUGAACAACCGGCACUCGUCCGAGAAUAUUUUCGACGAUAUGUACUACCAGGACGGCGUCAAUUACCGCAAAUCGAUGCCUGAGUUACAACACGUCCCUCUAGAAUAUAGGAAAUCACUGCCCGAUGUACCAAAUGCGUACAGUGUGUACAGACCUGUGCCUGAAUUAGACGUCCAGUACAGAAAGUCCAUGCCUGACAUUCAACACGCUUACCAUAAAUCCGUACCAGAAUACCACAAAUCAGUCAGUGAGAACCUCGACCAUCGCAAAUCAAUGCCCGACAUACAAAGAUCCGCCUUCAAGUCACCGCCACCCGUCAAGAAACAACCAAUAAUGCCGGGAAAGCCCAUCCGGCCCAUGAGUAAGGAACAAAGAGACAGAUACCUGAUGAUGAACCCCACGAUGACGGACUCCGGCGGUAAACCGCGCCAACUCUCCCGUCACAGCCUACAAGCCUUGAGUGCCGUCCCGAAAAACCGACACCUCCCGGUCGAUAACUGGAUCCAGCCGAGGCAAAAUGUGGACAAAAACGCCAAACAGCACUGGCUCAUACAAGAGGCCGAAUUGCGGCGCAUCAGCGAGCAAAAAAACGCAGCGAGUCGAAAUUGGCAACAGCCGCGCCAGGAAAAACAUCUGCCUGACUCCGUGAUCCAGACCUUGACGCAGAGGGCGCAAAAUCGGGCCGAAAUCAACGACCGGAAUCAACCAGUUCGAAGGUCGGAGACGAGUCCCAGCAAGGACGGGAUGCAGCACCCAUAUCUGGGCCACGCCUUACCAAUGCCUUAUCCGCCGCCCAUCGCCAUGGAGGAGACGCAAGACCGCCGUCUGAGUGUCAGCGGGAAGAAGAAGUGUUCGAAUUGUAACAAAGAGCUCGGGAGGGGUGCGGCGAUGAUAAUCGAGAGUUUGUGUCUUUUUUACCACAUGGAGUGUUUCAUUUGUUGCGUCUGCCAUAUGCAGCUAGGUGAUGGGCGAAUGGGGACUGACGUACGGGUCCGAAACCAAAAGUUACACUGCCAUAAUUGUUAUUCCAGUGAUGAUGGCAUCAAGUUCAGUUGCGUAUAAUGUAUAUAAAAUUGUAUAUAUUCGCGAGGAUCAUGUUAUGUAUUUAUACACCUUUGUACUAUAUGUUGAUCAUUGUAAUAUAAUUAUUUAGGAAAGAAGUUUACAAGUUGUUACGAAAUAGGUGCCAAAUUUUUCAUUGUACCAUCUUUUUUGAUAAAAGAACAUUUAUUUGUACGUUUAUAUGGAAAAGGGUUAAAAAUUUAGUGAACAUUGUUAGGACCUAUGUUUAUUAGGUAUUAUUCAGUAUAAUUGUAACAAAGCAGUAAUAUAUUCAAUACUCUGUUAACUUAGGUUGUGUUAUAACUGUUAUUGUAAUUCUUAUUUAUUGUUUUCUUAUCACUGCACUGAAAUUUUUGUAGCAGCUAAUUUCGAUUAUCUUGUUGUGAAUAGCAGUUCAAUCAAUUAUUAAUUAAUUUCGUUGUUUAUAAGACUUCAAAUUUAUUUAAUUACUUCUGUGUAUGAAAAUAUUAAAAUUGGUAGCUUUA